Messenger RNA from Dovyalis caffra, 4119 nucleotides. The record is from the annotation of a GenBank genome assembly. NCBI's taxonomy places the organism in Eukaryota, Viridiplantae, Streptophyta, Magnoliopsida, Malpighiales, Salicaceae.
AUGUCCCUCCCCAGAUCACAAUCAAACACCAUCACAACAGAUUCCACAUGGGAUUCAAUCCUCCCGGGCCCACCUUCCCGUAACAACUUUUCCUCGCUCGAUCUCUCCUCUUCAAAUCUCCUCGCCUUUCCCUCCGGUUCUUCAAUUUCCAUCGUCGAUUCCGUUUCCCUCCAAUUAAUCUCCACAUUUCCUCUCCCUCCUCCUCCUGCUUCCACCUCCUCUCCCUCUCUCUCCCCCUUCGUUACUUCCGUACGCUUCACGCCUUCUCCUCUCAACCGUAACCUCCUCUCCACCGAACCUUCCUCCUCUCACCUCCUCCUCGCCGCCGCCGACCGCCAUGGCCGUAUUGCUCUCCUCGAUUUCCGCCUCAAAACUGUUGUCCUCUGGCUCGAACCUGAUCCCAACCCGAAAUCUGGUAUUCAAGACCUCUGCUGGGUCCUCUCUAGCUCCGAUUCCUAUGCUCUCGCUUCCAUUUCCGGUCCUUCUACUCUUUCUCUCUACACCACCACCGGCACGGCUGCUAAUGCCAACGCUUCGAGUUACUGUUUCUUUAAGUACGACGCGUCGCCGGAGUUUUUGUCGUGUGUUCGUCGCGAUCCGUUUGAUUCGCGGCAUUUUUGUGUGAUCGGACUUAAAGGAUUUUUGUUGUCGGUGAAAGUGCUUGGAGAGAGUGAGAAUGACGUCGUUUUGAAGGAAUUUCAUAUUCCCACGGAUUAUAGUGAGCUGUUGAAGUUAGAGAAGGAUGUAACACCGAGUGGUGGUAGUGGUGGAGGAUCGUUGGUGCCGGCAUCGGCUGUUUUUCCGUUGUAUAGUGUGAAAUUGGCGUUUUCGCCGCAAUGGAGGAAUAUUUUGUUCGUUACGUUUCCUAGGGAGCUUGUGGUGUUUGAUUUGAAGUAUGAGACUGUGCUUUUUAGUGCUGCAUUGCCUCGAGGGUGUGGGAAGUUUCUAGAUGUGUUACCGGAUCCGAAUAAUGAGUUGCUUUAUUGUGCUCACCUUGAUGGAAAGCUCAGUAUUUGGCGGCGAAAAGAAGGAGAACAGGUGCAUGUAAUGGGUGGAAUGGAGGAGUUGAUGCCGUCUAUUGGAACAUCAGUUCCUUCUCCUUCGGUUCUAGCUGUUGCUAUAUGUCAAUCGGAGUCUACACGCCAACAUGUCGCUAAGAUUUGUUCUGAUGCACCUAACUCUCCUUCGGCUGAGGUGGAUUUUGACAAUCCUUUUGAUUUCUGUGAUGAAACUGUUGUUCACUCCACAACACAUAUGAUCUCCAUUUCUGAUGAUGGAAAAGUUUGGAACUGGCUGUUGACUGCUGAAGGGACUGAAGACAAUCAGAAGGAUAUGGUUUCUGAUUCACAUGAAAUGCCACUUACAGGGGCCAAUACCAAUGCUGUAGCUUUGGCUGAUGGACUUGGCCAAGAAGCAGGCAAGCAACAAGAACUUGGGAAUGGCAAUAAAAACCGCCCGCCAUCUACUCUGAGCCAGGAAUUGUCAUUUAAGACUGCAAAAGCAUUUGCUGAACAGAUAAAAACUAUGACUUCAAAAUACAACAAUAGCUCUUCAAGUUUCUAUCAGCUUAGUUGGACAGCUGCAGCUUCUUUCUUCAGCAGUUACUAUGCUGGCUGUACCCUCCCCUUCUCAAAUAGCUACACUGGCCCGUGGGGAAAUUAUCCUGCUGUUGCUGUCCCCCUGGUUGCUCUGGGUACUCAAAGUGGAACAGUUGAUGUUGUUGAUGUUUCUGCAAAUGCUGUCGCAGCGAGUCUUUCAGUGCAUAAUAGUACAGUUAGGGGAUUACGUUGGCUUGGAAAUUCAAGACUUGUUUCGUUUUCUUACAGUCAGGUGAAUGAAAAAACUGGAGGUUACAUUAAUAGGCUUGUUGUAACCUGUCUUAGAAGUGGUCUUAACAGACCAUUUCGGGUUCUACAAAAGCCAGAGCGUGCUCCCAUUAGAGCGCUACGAACUUCUUCAUCUGGAAGGUAUCUUCUUAUUUUGUUCCGUGAUGCGCCUGUGGAGGUUUGGGCAAUGACAAAAACUCCCAUCAUGCUUAGAUCAUUAGCUCUUCCAUUCACGGUAUUGGAAUGGACUCUUCCAACAGUUCCGCGACCAGUUCAAAAUGGUCCCUCUAAGCAAGUUUCAUUGAAAGAUCAAACACCUGUAGCACAAGAUCGAGCAUCUACUGCAAAGGAAUCUUCAUCAGAAUCUACAGCAGUGAGCUCAGAUGCUUCUCAAGAUGACACUGCAGAAAGUUUUGCAUUUGCACUAGUAAAUGGUGCUCUUGGAGUUUUUGAGGUUCAUGGGCGGAGGAUACGAGAUUUCAGACCGAAAUGGCCUUCAUCUUCAUUUGUGUCUUCCGAUGGAUUGAUUACCGCCAUGGCCUACCGCUCACCUCAUGUUGUUAUGGGGGAUAGGUCUGGGAACAUACGGUGGUGGGAUGUAACAACUGGACAUUCUUCAUCAUUUAACACUCACAAAGAAGGAAUCAGGAGAAUCAAAUUCUCACCUGUUGUUCCUGGGGACCGUAGCCGGGGGCUUAUUGCUGUCCUUUUUUAUGACAAUACAUUUUCUGUAUUCGACCUUGAUUUGCCGGACCCAUUAGCCAAUUCACUUUUACAACCUCUAUUUCCUGGAACUCUUGUGUUGGAACUCGAUUGGUUGCCUGUGCGAACUAAUAAAAGUGAUCCUCUGGUAUUAUGUAUUGCUGGAGCAGAUAGUAGCUUCCGCCUUGUUGAGGUUAAAAUAAAUGACAAAAAACUUAGCCAUGGUCUCCAACCCCGAGCUAUUAAAGAAAAAUUUCGGCCUAUGCCUAUAUGCUCUCCAAUUCUGCUUCCUACACCACAUGCACUGGCAUUGCGGAUGAUCUUGCAACUAGGUGUCAACCCUUCUUGGUUUAACACCUGCAGUACAACUAUAGACAAGAGGCCUCACUUAAUUCCUGGAACUGCUUCAUUCAGAGGGGAUCUUCGGAGUUACAUGAUUGAUUUACCACCUGUUGGUGACUCUGUGGUGCCAGAAAUGCUCCUCAAAGUAUUAGAGCCUUAUAGAAGAGAAGGCUGCAUUCUUGAUGAUGAAACGGCUAGAUUAUAUGCUAUUGUAGUCAAGAAAGGUUGUGCUGCGAGGUUUGCAUUUGCAGCUGCAAUUUUUGGUGAAACCUCAGAAGCACUUUUCUGGUUGCAGUUGCCUCGUGCUCUUAAACAUUUGAUGGAUAAGUUAGUUGCUAAGCCCACACAGAAAGCGCCUGUCUCAGCAUUGACCCCGGAGCUCGAUGACGUUACUAUGCUGAAUAGAAUUUCAUCAAAGGGGAAGUCAGUAACUGGAACUGAGAAAAGGGAUUCAUUGAAUCAAGGCCAACUUAAAUCAAUGGCUUUCCAGAAAGAAGAACUACGGGAAAGUGCUUGCGAGCGCAUUCCUUGGCAUGAGAAAUUGGAGGGAGAAGAGGCUAUUCAGAACCGAGUACAUGAGCUUGUAUCUGUUGGGAACUUAGAAGCAGCAGUCAGUUUGUUGCUUUCUACUUCUCCUGAGAGCUCUUAUUUCUAUGUAAAUGCUCUACGUGCAGUCGCUCUUUCGUCUGCUGUGUCAAGGUCUCUUCAUGAGCUUGCAGUUAAGGUUGUUGCGGCCAACAUGGUCAGGACUGACAGGUCACUGUCCGGCACUCACCUUCUCUGUGCUGUUGGAAGGUAUCAAGAAGCUUGUUCUCAGUUACAAGAUGCAGGAUGCUGGACUGAUGCUGCGACUUUAGCAGCUACACAUUUAAGCGGAUCCGAUUAUGCAAGGGUGUUGUUAAGGUGGGCCAACCAUGUCCUCCGCGCUGAACACAACAUCUGGAGGGCUCUUAUUCUAUAUGUCGCAGCUGGUGCGUUACAAGAUGCCCUUGCAACACUCCGGGAAGCACAACAGCCUGAUACAGCUGCCAUGUUUAUACUUGCCUGCCAUGAAGGUCAUGCACAGUAUAUAUCAAAUUUAGGCAAUUCAGAUGAUGAAUCAGGGUCUUCGACCAAGGAUGCUCUAGCUAACUUGCCAGGGUUGAAUCCAGAGAACGAAGAUGUCACUGCGGUUGGUGAAUAUUAUGGGCAAUACCAAAGAAAAUUGGUGCAUCUAUGCAUGGACUCCCAGCCAUUUUCUGAUAAUUAA